AAGUUUUUGAUAAAGACGACUGGCCACUACGUUCGUCAUCCCCGAUGGGCUCACGAUCUCUUCUGAAGCGUUCAUGCCAUUCGCAAACGGCUGCUUUCUUAAGAGUAUCAUUAGCGAAAUACUUUCCCAAUAUUUCUAAGGUCAUCGCCCCAUUGAUUCCAUUUUUAGCGUAAAAUUUAAUACAAACUCGUUGUUGCAAAUUCAAAUCCAUUUUUAAAACUGUAAAAAAUAGAAAACACGGAAGAUGGUGGUCCAUAGGGGUAUCUGUUUUAUGAAUUGGGCCUACGCCACGUUAGAAAAAAGAUGCCUGUAUGAUAACAUUAUCACCGCCAUGCUAUAUAUUUUUUGUGUACCAUAAAGGGAAUCUUGCUACUCGGUGAAUGCCAACUUUGAUUCAUUACUGCACAAAAUGUCUCCAAAAACUCAUUGGUUUUGAUGUGUGCUCUUUGAGGAACAAAAGUCAGGGUUUUUUGGAUGCGCUAUGCAGCCACGUAUGUAUGUAUGUAAGUAUUUUCAUUCAGCCGUGAAACAUAUUAAAAAAUCUGAAUCAGGUAAAUUAGUAUCGUGGAAAUAAGUUCUCUUAUUUGUGCUCUAACCGAUACUACUUGCAUGUAAAUGAGUUUUGCGAGGUAGGGAGGAAUAUAUGAAAUACCGACAUGGGUACAUGUUGCUACUUGGUAAAUAACUUUUUUGAAAAAUGUUAGUAAUUAAUAGUAAUUGUUAGGGUGUGCUGUACUCGAAAUAUUUGGACACUUAGUAUUUGGUUUAAAAGUAUAGAUGCGAAAAGUAUUCGGUAUUGAAGGAAACAUAUCGAGUAUAUAAUCGUAUGUACGUGUGUCGAAUUGUCCCUAGCAGUGAUGAAUAUUGUGCAAUAAUUUGAUAGUUUCGUGUAGGGGCAUUUUAGAUAAACGAUAUCAAAAUGCUAUAUAUUUUUUAAUUGGAAGUGAUAGCUUAUUUAUUCUGGGAAUACUUUGGUUGCGAAAGUUCGGACAAGCAUUAGAUGAUAUAUAAUACAAGAAAAAAUACUGCGUGUAUAAAAUACUUAAAUUACUCCCGAACAUUUCUACAAGUGACUUAACAUGGGGGAAAGGAAAUCUUCUGUCGAAUCGCCCAAUAUACAAGUCAUCGACAAAUCCAAUAUUCUCUUGGUCACAGCCAACGUUGGAACUCUCUUUGAAGAUCCCUUAAGAUUACUGCAUCCUUGGCUUAAAGAGUUUAUGCUGAAAAUUAAGGAGUUACGCCCGCAUUUCAUGGCUCUCCAUAUGCAAGAAGUAGGCGGCAAAACUUAUGAGAAAGCAUCAAAUUCAGUUAAAGAAUUUGUCAAAUUACUUUGUGAAGAUGCUGCAAUGCGAGAUUUUUCGGCUGUCCAAAUAUACAUGGAUGAAAACUUUAAUAGUUUAGAAAAUUUUACGGCUUUAGGAAGUUUGUAUUUCGCUCACAAAAAUUUAAGUAGUAUUCGGAUAUGGAACUUCUCGAAUGCCACAUGGGAACAGCCUGCGGGGAAAAGUAUUUACUUUGGCAAUAUAGAAAACAUUUCUACAAAAGAGAAAUCUAAAUUUCCUCUCAAACUUUUUCCUGAGUGUAAAUGGUCGAGAAAAGGAUUUAUGAGAACACGUUGGGACAUUAAUGGCACCGUCGUAGAGUUCGUAAAUAUACACUUAUUUCACGACGCAUCAAAUUUAAAGGCACGCGAGGAGUGCCCCUCUGUUUACUCCCAGAGGAGGAGACAAGCAUUAAUUCAUACAUUAGAAAGGUUCCUUACGGACAAGGUGAAUGAGCCAGUACCAUAUUUUGUUUUCGGCGAUUUCAACUUUAGAUGCGAUACUGAAGGUGUUACCAAGGAAUUGACUAAAAAUCUUACGGAACAUCGUGUAUCAACCAGCAAUGUAAAUAGUGCUAAAAUGUGCUACCGCGAUGAAGACGGAGAAAACGUUUUAAUUAUCGGGAAGAAGGAAUUUAAUCACGUGAAGCAUCAAAAUAAAUUUAAAGAAGAAUGGUUAAAGAAAUACGAUGGAGAUUGGGAUAUUUUUAGAGGUAUAUUAUGCGAAUACGACAUUCCAUUUCCACCAUCGUAUCCUUAUAAGGAGGAACCACACUUGCCAACAGAAUACAUGAUAACUCGCUGCCCUUCAUGGUGUGAUCGAAUUUUAAUGAGCCCUCAAAUUCCAGAAACGAUAUUGGCUUCUAAAGAACAUAAUCCGUACAACGUUAUUGGAGACAACGUUUGUAUGGGCGACCAUAAGCCGGUGUACUUAAACGUCCAGUUAAAAACAAAUCAAGGUAUUGUGAAACCACAAGCAAAAGUAUUAGACUGUUUGCAUCACAUAUCAAAGAUGAUACUUUCCAAUGAUUCAGAUAACUCGGGAGAAGGAUGCAAGAUGGAGCCUAAGUCUCAAUUUAUAAGACUCAAUCAAAAAUUUGUCAGUGGAAAUCGGGAAUUUUUAUAUUCUGGAAUGAUUAAAAGUGACGCGAGCGAUUGCAUUAAAACAAAAUGUUUGAUAAAAUCGGAUGUUACUAAUGUCUAUAUAAUUUUAAAAGAAACGCAAUUUUAAUUAAAUAUAAAUUAUAAAGCUAUAUGACAUAU
Anastrepha ludens (Mexican fruit fly) is the source of this 2584-nucleotide messenger RNA. RefSeq names its product inositol polyphosphate-5-phosphatase A (gene 5PtaseI). The transcript has 10 exons. The record is from RefSeq and is a predicted model, not a curated record. Gene Ontology annotation, molecular function: inositol-polyphosphate 5-phosphatase activity. Gene Ontology annotation, biological process: phosphatidylinositol dephosphorylation. The coding region runs from base 1080 to 2552 and encodes 490 amino acids. Lineage: Eukaryota; Metazoa; Arthropoda; Insecta; Diptera; Tephritidae.